GAAAACACGUUACGAGUAGGCCUAUAAGUGGUGUAGAUCCCGAUAUUUACACAUUUUCUCGGGAACAGAAAUAAGGAACUAAUUAUUCCGAGGACAAAUAGGAAGCAUAAUAUAGAAGAAAAUCCCUAAAAUGAAUUGGGUUGGAGGAGUAAGGCGUCGUAUCCUGUUGAAGGAGGAGGAACAGAGACGGCAGGAACAGUUUUUUGCAGUUCAGGCUUCAUCCAAGAUAAGAAACAGUGGCAGGAAGACUUUACAUAAGGCAGAAAGGGAGAAUACUAAUGCAAAGGCUGUGGUACACAUAAAAUCUAGGUCAAACUACCACCAAUGGAAAAAUGAACAGGUCAUAUACCAUCGUCUUCGGCAAGGUGUACCACCUUCACAUUUAAAACACCAGGAGCAAUCGUCAGAAUUCACACCUGGGAUUCCUGUAACUGGCAGAAAUAGGACUGAAAAGCAAGACCUGGGUGCUGCUGUGUCAGAUGGUUUUACAGGCGAAAAGAGUGGUUCCAUAAAGAUCAAUCCUGCAUCCAUUCACUGUCCAUUUUCUAAAUACUUAUUACAGCUUGAGGUUCAAGGCAUUGAGAACAAGUUAAAAGAGCAUAACAAGAGAAGGACUGAAGCUAAAAUGCUAGAUAAGUCCAUAAAAGGUCAGACUGAACUUAAUGUGAGCAUUGGGAAGGAAGAAAGAGAUAAGGAUAAAAGAGAUAAAGAGCUGAAUACAGGUAAGAAAAGAAGGCAGCAAACUAUCAGCAUUCAGGAAAAUGUUUAUCAUAGUUUUCCUUGCCACAGAAAAAAAUCUGAGAAUCAGAUAUUUAUGGAUGACUCAAACCACCAGAAAUAUGAAAAUGAGAAAAUGAAUGAAUUUUUUUUACAAAAUGGAAGCAGGAAGAUAGAUCAGCAUAUAUAUUUGUGUUCUCAAAAGGAUAAAUGUUUAAGUAUUAAAGCCUGUAGCAAGGCUGUAGGAAGGAAAAAUAUUAGUGGUAUCAAAGAUUGGAAAAACAUUCACAGAAAAGGAAAGCUUAUUGCUAGUUCAAGUUGUGCUAAUGGAUGGAGAGGAAGUAAGUUGGCUAGCACUGACAAGAGGAAAAUUAUGAGUGAGGUAAAAAAAAAGGAACCAAAUUCUGUACCAAGCUUGCAAAAUGGUGCACCACAUUUACGACAUAUGUUGACUCUUAGUCCAGCUUGUCACAAAGGACAAAUAUGGGUACCUUUAAAAUUACUACACCAAUACAUUGACACAAACAUUUCUGGUAGAGCAUUCAGUCAAGAUGAUGAAGAAGCAGGUAAAGUCUCACAUUUCAAGACAAAAAGUAAUGAGAGCAUCCAGUGUCAUGAAAAUGAGAGUAAUUGUAUAUCAAUUUUGUCUCAAAAGCACCAAGAAAACCACAGGACAUCAGAUACAAACAAAGAAGAGGAAAACCAUAUGAAAAUGCUCAUAAGGAAAUGUACAAAGCUAAUGCCAGAGGAGUUGUCACAUAGUGCAGAGUCAACUAUAGAAAUUAGUAAACAAGUACAGCAGUGUAAUCCUACAUUUGGUAAGCAAGAAAAAGGCCUGGAAUCCUUCAAAUUACACCCUAGACUAAUCACAUACAUAACUGAUGAAAAUAACAAACAGUUUUCAGGCAAAAAAAAGAACCUAGAUCAUGAAGAUUUUUCUGCUUGCACCAAAAAAAAUCAGAAGAGAGAACUACACUAUAUUUAUAAGGAUAAUACUAUUUUAUCUGCUGAAGAACCACAGAAAACACCAACUCCUACCAGAGGUAGGCUUAGACUCAGUGAUUUCACUCGUAAAGUGUAUGAGGUUGAAAGUGGUUUGAGCUUUGCCCGAAAUAGGAAAGACAAGACACCAUACCUAGAUAAAUCUAUUCCUACACCUUGGAGAUCCCAGACCUGUGCACAAACCCCAGGAGGAAGCAGUGGAAAAUCAUCCACCAGAACUCCAACAGAUCCUGUUUUUGACAGAUCCUUGGAAUACCCCUUUGAGACAGAGGGAGACUCUGAAGCAUGUAAAGUAAGUGAAGAGAACAUUAGCAUUGCUAAGAGCCAAGAUAAAGCAACUUGUGAGGCAGCCCAUGACAUUCCAGCAAACAGCAAAAAUGUUUAUGUAACUGUUACAACUUUGGAAUCAGGAUUACGUCAUCAUACUCGACAGUCAGUCAGACCGAAGGCAGUGUGAUGUUACUUCAC
Penaeus chinensis is the source of this 2187-nucleotide messenger RNA. RefSeq lists its product as uncharacterized. The transcript has 6 exons. Bases 131 to 2176 code for a protein of 681 amino acids. The record is from RefSeq and is a predicted model, not a curated record. Lineage: Eukaryota; Metazoa; Arthropoda; Malacostraca; Decapoda; Penaeidae.